Chenopodium quinoa (quinoa) is the source of this 2333-nucleotide messenger RNA. RefSeq names its product 30S ribosomal protein S1 homolog A-like. Bases 743 to 1951 code for a protein of 402 amino acids. The record is from RefSeq and is a predicted model, not a curated record. Gene Ontology annotation, molecular function: nucleic acid binding. Lineage: Eukaryota; Viridiplantae; Streptophyta; Magnoliopsida; Caryophyllales; Amaranthaceae. The transcript has 10 exons.
UUGCUAAAAUUUUGCAUUGACAAGCGUCAUAAAAGAAAGAAGUCAAGUAAAAAAUAACAGAGGAAGUAUAACUUUGAGCUGACGGAUUAGGUAAAAAAAAAAAAAAAAUGAACCAUAUGUCGAAUCCUAUUAGUAGUGCUAUUAAAAGCUAACACCUCAUUCCAUUCGUGAUCUCUACUUAUAGGGUUCUAAAUGAGUCACUUGGACAAUAGACACUUAAUAUAAUAUUGUUUCUACUAGAAAAUUACAAAGUGUUUAUUAUUUCAAUUAAGUAAAUAUAUUCAGUUCAAAUACUUUGUAAAAAGAGUUGUCCGAUUGAUCAAAUAUGUACCCACUCGGCCAAUCUAGGAUAUGUUCAUAUAACCAUAUGUAUAUAUUGAAGUACUUUGAAUAUAGUUCUUAUAACCAUAUGAAGUAGAGAAGUCUUGUAUUGGCUUUACAUCCAAGAAAUUUGGGUAACCCAAUAUUAAUCUUAAUAUCCACUAAAAACGUAAAAUGGAUGUCACAGAAUUACAGAAAUAAUGAGUCCAUAUCUAAGAUACCACCAUUUUUUGUGGGCACAAAAAAGACACAUAGCUUUAUAACAUUAAUCUUUUUAUUCAUCACCACCAAAAAAAAAAAAGAAAAGAAAAGGCAAAAUAGACCCUAUUCAAGCUCACUCUAAUGGCACAAACCCACUAAGCCCAGAAAAUCUAUAAUUUUCCCAACCCGAAAAACCGAAAAAAAAAAAAAAAAUCAAGAAAUGCCAAUUUUAAAUGUAUCAUCUUUAGGAGUAGGCUCAUUAACAAACCUUUGCUUUCAUUCACAAAAUAUAGCCAAUGAUUCAAUUACAAGUUCUUGUUCCUUAUCUUAUGUUUCAUAUAAUUACACACCAUAUAUUAAUAAUAAUAAUAAUAAUAAUAAUAAUAUAAAUCUCUUGAAUUUGUACCGUAAAUCUGGAAUUAACAGAUACCCAAUUCAAGCUGCUCCAACUAAUGCUUCUUCUGAAGCUCAAAUUGAUGAAAAUUUGGAUGAUUCUACUUUGUCUCUUGAACCCCCUCGUCCAAUUCGGAGGCCUGCUGACUGGGAAGCAGCUAAGAAAUAUAAAGAAACUGGAUCUAUCUACGAGGGAAGAGUUGAAGGCUUCAAUAAUGGUGGCUUGCUAGUUCGUUUCUAUUCGCUUGUCGGAUUUCUUCCUUUUCCACAGUUGAGUCCAUCAUAUUCUAGUGAAGAACCAAAUAAGACGAUACAACAGAUUGCAAGAGGACUUAUUGGAUCUGUCAUCUACAUGAAGGUGAUUGAGGUAGAUGAAGGUAGCAAGAAAUUGAUAUUCUCUGAGAAGGAGGCCACCUGGUCAAAGUACUCUGAAAAAAUCAAAGAAGGGGAUAUCUUUGAGGCAAGAGUUGGUGUGGUUGAGGACUAUGGGGCCUUCCUUAAUCUGCGCUUUCCUGAUGGCAAAUACCAUCUUACUGGCUUAGUACAUGUUUCGGAAGUUUCAUGGGAUUAUGUUCAAGAUGUCAGGGAUGUAUUAAGAGUGGGUGAUGUUGUAAGAGUAAAAAUUGUCAACAUUGACAGGGAGAAAUCAAGGAUUACAUUAUCAAUUAGACAACUUGAGGAAGAUCCAUUGUUCGAGACCUUGGACAAAGUAAUUCCUCAGGACGGUACAAGUCCUGACUCUACAGGCACAAGUGAAAGCUUUGAUAUUCAGCCACUUCCAGGGCUUGAAGAAAUAUUUAAGGAGUUGCUAGAGGAAGAAGGUAUAAGUGAGGUCAGAAUCAGACGGCAAGGCUUUGAGAAACGGGUUGUUUCACAAGAUCUCCAGUUCUGGCUUUCUAAUGCACCAGCAAUUGACAACCAGUACAUCUUACUUGCUCGUGCUGGAAGACAGGUUCAGGAAAUACAGAUGACUACAUCUCUUGAUCAGGAAGGUAUCAAAAAAGCAUUACAGCGGGUUCUUGAACGUGUUCCAUGAUUUCAAAUGUUGACAAUUUCCUCGCUAUGUCUCUACCAGUGUACAGUACAGAUAUGAGCAACAAAUUUAAUAGUUUUUGCACCUAUAGAUCCUUCCCAAAUAUGUUACUCAGUGUAUUCAUUGAUCCUAUAUGGUUAAUUGGUAUAGGCGGUGUGCUAUGUCAUGCCAGAAAAUGAAGGAAAGCCAAAAGGGAGAAAGAGAGAUUGUAAUUCAUAUACUAUAACAUCAACAAAGUUUUUUUUUUUUUUUUUUUUUUAUUAAUUUUUUUUUUAUUUUGUUUUUUUUUUAUACUGUUAGCUUUCCAUGCAAAUCUUGUCUAAUUAUAAAAGGGCGUCUUUGGGAAGAAAAACCUAUAAAAUGAAAUGAUUUUGUCCGUCUUUAA